AUUCCCCCUAAUCAUAAAAAUCUCCAUCUCACAUUUCUCUUUCUUCUAUUACCCUUGAACUUCCUCAUGCCUAAAGCAAUAUCAAAUUCACAAACACGUAUAAGAAAAUAUAAUCACUUAAACUCUAUAAAUAUCAGAUAAUCCUAAAAUGGAUAGCCCAUAUUCCAAGGAGUUAUGUGUUGCUAUAGGGGCAAUCAAGGCAGCAGCUAAGCUUAGCCAAGUGAUAAUCUCAGUUGAAGACAAAGGUGUCCUUGAGAAAGACGACCUCAGUCCCGUCACUAUAGCUGAUUUUGCCAUCCAAGCCCUGCUCACUGCAACUAUUCACCAGGCAUUUCCAGAUGACAAAUUUGUCGGAGAAGAGUCAGCAGCGGACUUGAGAAGCAACCCAUUGCUAUUGGACCGUGUGUGGGCCUUGCUUCAGACUCUGAACGGGGACGAUACAAAGUCACUAUGCGUAUUACCUGAGUCUCCGGAGAAGAUGUGCGAGAUGAUCGACUGGUGCGGCUUUGGUGAACCUGGAGGUCCCCUUGCCGGAAGGGUCUGGGUAUUUGACCCUAUUGAUGGCACCAAGACCUUUGUUCAACGCGAAGCAUAUGCCAUCAACGUUGCGCUCCUAGAAGGAAGUAAGCAAGUUUUAAGCAUUGUGGGCUGUCCGACAAUAGCUGCUGAUGCUAGUAGUCCUAUCACGAACACUUCCUUGGACCCAACAGGUCAGGGCUCUAUCGUAUUUGCCGCAAAGGGGUAUGGCACGUAUGUUCGCCCAUUAACGGCAUCGCCAGACGACCAAACACAAAAUCGUAAAAUCCAACCACAUGCUAAUGAUGAAUCAUCUCAAAUAUUACGGCCAGUGUCCUGUUACAACAUGCUAGAUUCUGGGGUAGAUGAUGUGCACCAGCUGGUCAUGGACAGACUCGGUAUCGAGACUAAAGGGUGCGACCUAUUAGCCUGGGUCCUUCGAUGGGUUACUCUUGGGGUAGGGCUCGCAAAUGUGACUAUUUGGGUUUACAAGAAGCGCAGCCGCACUGGCAAGAUUUGGGAUCAUGCCGGCGCCAUGCUUUUGUUCGAAGAGGUCGGUGGUAAAAUCACAGAUGUCGAUGGCAAACCUAUCGAUUUGGGUGUGGGAAGACUGAUGACCGCCAACCACGGCUUUGUUGCUGCUCCUAAGGCAAUACACGCCAAUGUACUUCAGACUGUACAGCAGGUUCUUCGUGAGCAAGGAAAGGGCCAUCUCCUCGCGUAAGGUACCUACCUACUCAGUAUUGCGGCAAGCUUUGGCCCUUCACGGGUCCAGUCCCAAGUGAUGCCUUAGGUAUCUUUCACCUUCAAAAAGACAGUGGCCACUCACAGUGUGGAGUUUCUCUGAAGUCACCGUAGGCCUGAGAGAUGUCUAUGAGGUACCAAGGUCGACGGACAACGCACCAUAU
Molecule: messenger RNA, 1424 nt
Organism: Hypoxylon fragiforme
Lineage: Eukaryota; Fungi; Ascomycota; Sordariomycetes; Xylariales; Hypoxylaceae
Product: carbohydrate phosphatase
Exons: 1
Coding region: 149-1240 (363 amino acids)
Biological process (GO): sulfate assimilation
Molecular function (GO): 3'(2'),5'-bisphosphate nucleotidase activity
Source: RefSeq, a predicted model, not a curated record